This is a messenger RNA of Syngnathoides biaculeatus (alligator pipefish), 1152 nucleotides long. RefSeq names its product APAF1 interacting protein (gene apip). Gene Ontology annotation, cellular component: cytoplasm. Lineage: Eukaryota; Metazoa; Chordata; Actinopteri; Syngnathiformes; Syngnathidae. Gene Ontology annotation, molecular function: metal ion binding; methylthioribulose 1-phosphate dehydratase activity. The record is from RefSeq and is a predicted model, not a curated record. The transcript has 8 exons. Bases 143 to 880 code for a protein of 245 amino acids.
CUAGAAGAGAUGAAAUCAAUUGCUGCGUUUUAGCCUUGAUAACGCGAAUGUGGGUCUUUUUUUAGUCAAUAUUUAUGACCUAAGGUCCCGUCACUUUUCGUUGUCAAGUUAGCCAAAACCUGCACGCCUGAACACGAAGGAAAUGUCAUCUUUGUGUGGUACCAACAAUGGCGACCAAGAUCCAGGUCAAAACUCAGCAGAAAAAGAGGACAAGGAGCAUCCUCGUGUACUAAUUCCAGAACUCUGCCGGCUCUUCUACCAGCUGGGAUGGGUGACUGGGACAGGUGGAGGAAUCAGUUUGAGAAGAGGAGAGCACAUCUACAUUGCGCCUUCAGGGGUCCAGAAAGAGAGAAUAGAGCCAGAAGACAUGUUUGUGUGUGAUGUGGAGGAGCGAGACAUCAGCUGUCCGCCUGCCUGGAAGAAGUUAAAGAAGAGCCAAUGCACCCCACUCUUUAUGAAUGCAUAUACAAUGAGAGGUGCACAGGCUGUUAUCCACACUCACUCCAAAGCUGCUGUCAUGGCAACCCUGCUGUAUCCUGGUAAGGAGUUCCGAAUAACACACCAGGAGAUGAUUAAGGGCAUCCGUAAAGGCACCACUGGCACAAACUAUAGCUAUGAUGACACUCUGGUCGUGCCUAUCAUCGAGAAUACUCCAGAAGAGAAAGACUUGAAAGAUCGCAUGGCUCGGGCCAUGGAAGAGUACUCCGACUCGUGUGCUGUGCUUGUCCGCAGGCAUGGAGUGUAUGUGUGGGGCGAGUCAUGGGAAAAAGCCAAGACUAUGUGCGAAUGCUAUGACUACCUGUUUGACGUUGCUGUUCAAAUGAAGCAUUGUGGCCUGGACCCUUCAGCUUUUCCUCUAGAAAAGAAAGGCAUAGUUUGACAUUUACAGACACCUUUUAAAGAGACACUUGUUCAAGGGAGGUCAGCAAAGUUCAAUCAGGGAGCAGAUUUUAAUCAUUUUCCUUUCAUGCCAGCCCUCUCCAGUUCUGACGAUGAUUGCGGAUUCAGAGUUGAAGUCCUGUGUUCCAAAGGACUUUGAGAGUACGGCUCUCAGCACUGGGAAAAAUCAACGUCUUUAACGUUGGCAUUCAGUUAAUCUGAAUUGUGAUUUCUUGCGUUUACUCAAACUAACAAUAAAUUUGUUUUCCACAA